AUGUCUGGCAUUUGUAGAGCUCGUCUUGCUGAAGAGCGGAAGCAGUGGCGGAAAGAUCACCCCUUCGGAUUCUACGCGAAACCCACGAAAGCGCCAGAUGGGUCUAUGAAUCUGUUGGAGUGGGAGGUCGGUAUACCCGGGAAGACUGGGACCGCUUGGGAAGGAGGCGUUUACAAACUUAUGAUGGUAUUCCCUGAAGACUAUCCGUCGAAACCACCCAAAUGCAAGUUCUCUCCACCACUGUUCCACCCCAAUGUGUAUCCAUCUGGAACCGUCUGUCUGUCUAUCCUUGACGAAGAGAAGUCGUGGAAGCCUGCAAUUACUAUUAAACAGGUGCUGCUUGGCAUCCAGGAACUAUUAAAUGAUCCCAACGUGAAUGAUCCUGCCCAAAGCGAUGCGUAUACGAUGUUCAAGAACGACAAGAUAGCUUAUGAGCGCAAGGUUCGACAACAAGCGCGCGACAAUAUACCGAAAUGA
Messenger RNA from Sparassis crispa, 477 nucleotides. Its product is annotated as SUMO-conjugating enzyme ubc9. Bases 1 to 477 code for a protein of 158 amino acids. Gene Ontology annotation, biological process: protein sumoylation. Gene Ontology annotation, cellular component: nucleus. Gene Ontology annotation, molecular function: SUMO conjugating enzyme activity. The transcript is spliced from 8 exons. NCBI's taxonomy places the organism in Eukaryota, Fungi, Basidiomycota, Agaricomycetes, Polyporales, Sparassidaceae. The record is from RefSeq and is a predicted model, not a curated record.